Molecule: messenger RNA, 4258 nt
Organism: Glossina fuscipes
Lineage: Eukaryota; Metazoa; Arthropoda; Insecta; Diptera; Glossinidae
Gene: SNF4Agamma
Product: 5'-AMP-activated protein kinase subunit gamma-1
Exons: 11
Coding region: 57-4187 (1376 amino acids)
Source: RefSeq, a predicted model, not a curated record
AACAAUUAUUUUAAAUAAAAAUAUUUUUAUUCUAAAAAAAAAAAAAAAAAACAACAAUGGCCACAAAUUGUGAAUUAAUUGAGGAAAAUCUGCCAUCUGCAAAUGGUAAAUACCCGAUAUCCGCCUCGGCUUCCAUGUCUUCGAUGAGUCAUGAAGAGAAACAGGACGGUACGGAGAAGUCAUUGAGUAAAAGUUCUUUUUCGGAUAUGUCUUCGGAACCGGGCAUUAAUUCGAUUGGCGGGUUAGGAGGAGAUAAUAGCGGUGAAUUAAAUUUGCCGAAUAAUCAACCGUUGCCGUUACCGGCCCCACAAUUGCCUCAUUUAAUUGAUGAUGUAUUUGAGAGUGCUUUCGAAGCUUCGAUGGCCGAUUUGGAACAUGCGGAAAUUGAUGGUUACGAAACAGAUACGGAAAGUUCACUUAGCGAUGAUAGCAGCGAUACGAAUCAGGCGGAAGGAAAGAAAAUGAAAUCGACAAUUGCAAAAAGUUUUCCACGUUCUUCGUCUUUCCAAUACGAGAGCAGUAGCGAUAGUUCAUCUAGUGAUAGCGAGGAUAACGACGAUAACGGUAUUAAUAGGAAUCGUGCAGUCGAAUUGCUUGCAAAUUCUAAUCAAAUGCCUAAGUAUUUUUCCGCCGAUAUAUUCCAUAUGAGACCGUAUUUAAUGCCAUUCACGGAACGGCGUCGUUUAUCGCAAUGCAAAGAGGAAGAAGAUGAAGAUGACGCAGAUAAAUCACCUUUGCCCUCCGUUACUGAUGCCGGUAAUGCGGCCUUGAUAGCUGCUAUCAAACAAGAUCGUAGUAGUAAUAAACCUACACCACCUCCUUUACCACCGCCCGCUACAGAUCAAGCUUCCGCGGAGAAGUUUAAAGAGUUGGAAAAAUUACGUCAACAAUUCAUGCAUAAAAUCGAUAGUAUUAAUACGAGUAAUAUAGAGGAAAUCAAAACAGUUACAGUCGCUCCAGAGCAUUCGUCACCUCCACCGCCGCCUCCUAUACCACCUACGAUAUUACCACCGGCUUUAAUUAACCUUCUGGAAUCGGCUAAAGCUCCACCCACCAAGCUGCCAUUGACUUUUAUGGCAAAUGCAAAAGUCACCAAUUCCUCUGUAACAGUUACUAACCCUAACACGACGAUUGUAAGAGGGAAAUUUACCAUAACUAGAGCUCAGGAAACGCCCGAAAUACCGGCGACUUUGCGGGUAGAAGCUCAGAAUUUGCAACAUUUAAAAGCCGCUUCGAACGCACAUACUAUAAGUUUUCCUUGUAGCUCGGGCGAUUAUGCUUCGGUGCAAAAUGUCUUCCCACAGCGCCAGGGUAGCAAUAAAUAUCCUCUGGCAAAACCUCACUUUUCCAAGGAAUUUUUUGAUACUUCCCUUAUAGAGAUACGUACGCCCACUGAUAGUUUAAAUUCCAUUAAUAAUAUGGGAUUAGAAACCUCUUCCUCACCCGUAUUCGGUCAAAAGCAAAUGCAGCAUCAACAACAACAACAACAACUAUCGAACUGUGAUACUAAUGUGCAGAAAUUGAAACGUAUGAGUGACUUUCCCGAUUUAGAUGAGGUAUGGAUUAAAAGAGGUGAUAUAUCUUCGACAAUUACAAAAUUGGCACACAUUCAACAACAGCAACAGCAACACCAUCCAAAGAAAUAUUAUUACACUGAUGAAAGCGCAGCGGAAAGUGGUCGCACCACUGCCGUACAAUCGGAAGACGAACAAGAUGCUAAAUUACCCACAUCCAGGCCGUCUAGUGCUCCCGCAGAGCCCAAUGCCAAAGCAGCCCGCAAAGCAAAUAAAAAGAUGAAAGAGGAAGCGAGACGCCAAGAGAAAGAGCAAAGUCGGCGAGAGAAGGAGGCGCGUAAGAUUGAACGUGAAACGGCGCGUCGUUUAGAACGCGAAGCUGCGAAAUUGGAAAAAUUAAAUCGCAAUGCAGAAAAGAUCUCACGCAGUACAGAACGUGUAGCGGCCUCAUCGCGUUCCGGCUCACUCGAGCGACGACGCAGUGGUGAAGAUUCCCCAGUACUUAAUCAAUCCACAGUGCAUGGCAUUGCUAGUCCAAAUCGUCGGCCUACCAUUUUUGAUGUGUUUCGACCGUCCAAACGGCAAAAAGAGAAAAUCCUACUCGAUCCUUUGUCGGCGGCUGCAGCAGCGGCGGGGACGGGUAAUGAAACUGGUAGUGCCAGUAGUACACAUUCGGCUACGGGCGGCGGCGGCGGCGUUGGCGGCGGCGGUACGGGUGGUGGCGUUAUGAAUUCCAUGAAAGUAGCUUUACAAAAUUCCGGCCUUAUUGGUGGAGGUCAUCAUCAUCAUCAUCAUCAUAAACAGCAUCCUGCCGUUACGAUAACCACAGCGGAAGGCACUUCUGUGAAAAGCAAGUACAAAGAUGGUUCAGCCCAUCCCCAUCAAGGCAGUGAUGCUCAAUAUUAUCACACGGUUACCGCUGUGCGACGUGCCGAUGCAACACGCUCACCUAUGACCAAAGUAAUGGAUUUAUUUCGAAAUCGUUCAAAUUCUGCCGCAUCUGAAGCAGAUAAACGUAAAGCGCGUGCAGCCGCCCAUCAACAACAAUUGGCUGUGCAAAGUGCUCAUAUGCGUCGUGCUUCGGCCGAUUUAGAAAAACGUCGUGCUUCAGUUGGUGCUGCUAGUCGUGGUUUGCGUGGUGAUGGUACUUUAGAUCCUCACGCGGCCGCCAUCCUAUUCCGAGAUUCAAGAGGAUUACCUGUAGCUGAUCCGUUCCUAGAGAAAGUAAAUCUCUCCGAUUUGGAAGAGGAUGAUUCUCAAAUAUUUGUGAAAUUUUUCCGUUUUCAUAAAUGCUACGAUUUAAUACCGACCUCUGCCAAAUUGGUCGUAUUCGAUACACAAUUGCUGGUGAAGAAAGCUUUUUACGCUUUAGUUUAUAAUGGGGUGCGUGCCGCCCCUCUAUGGGAUUCACAGAAGCAACAAUUUGUUGGCAUGUUGACCAUAACAGAUUUUAUAAAAAUUUUACGCAUGUAUUAUAAAUCACCGAAUGCCUCAAUAGAACAAUUGGAAGAGCACAAAUUGGAUACCUGGAGAAGCGUUUUACAUAACGAAGUCAUGCCUUUGGUUAGUAUUGGUCCAGAUGCUUCCUUAUAUGAUGCCAUUAAGAUACUCAUCCAUAAUCGUAUACAUCGUUUACCGGUCAUAGAUCCAGCUACGGGCAAUGUUUUGUAUAUAUUAACACAUAAACGUAUUUUAAGGUUCCUGUUUUUAUAUAUUAAUGAAUUACCGAAACCGUCGUAUAUGCAAAAGAAAUUACGCGAUGUUAAAAUUGGCACUUACGACAAUAUUGAGACGGCCGAUGAGAAUACCAGCAUAAUAAGUGCUUUAAAGAAAUUCAUCGAAAGACGUGUUUCCGCUUUGCCGCUGGUCGAUGCCGAAGGACGUCUAGUGGAUAUUUAUGCCAAAUUUGAUGUGAUUAAUUUAGCUGCUGAAAAAACCUACAACGACCUCGAUGUAUCGCUGCGUAAAGCUAACGAACAUCGCAACGAAUGGUUUGAGGGUGUUCAAUGUUGUAAUUUAGAUGAGAGUCUGUACACAAUACUGGAACGCAUUGUACGAGCAGAAGUGCAUCGUUUAGUGGUGGUGGAUGAGCAACGACGUGUUAUUGGCAUUAUAUCAUUGUCCGAUAUACUUUUAUAUUUGGUUUUAAGACCCAGCGGCGAUGCUGUAGGUGGAGUUGAAAAUUCUCUACGUGCCUCCGAUCCCAUAUUACAGAAAAAAUUAUCGGAAGACGAGGAUACAGCCACAACGGUAGAAAUUAAAUCGCCUUCUUUGGAUUCGGGUACACGCAGUUUAAUUGAAGAUAUACCCGAAGAAGAUAAAACCCAAUUGGAAGGUGAGGAUGGCGUCAGCGAUGGGGGAGGCGAUGCAGAUGAUAAUGUUGAUGAUAGUAAUGAAGGCAAUGAUAAGAAUGCCUUAGCGGAUGUAUCACUUGCCACAGAAGCCGUAGAGGAGGAGGAGGAUACAACGAAAGCAACAGUAGAUAUAAAUGGAGCUCCGUUGGCCGAUGUCGAAGAAGCCGAUAAUGUAUCCGAAGAUGAAAACGAUGCCGAAAGUGUACUAAGCGAUAAUUGUGAUAAAUUGAGUAAAGCAGCCGCGUCAGCUUUAAGUCAAAAAACAACACAGCCAGCAGUGCCGAAUCGAGCACGUGAAAUGGCUCUUGUUAGUGAAUAAUUCAAUUAAUAAUAUUAAAAAUAAUAAUAAUAAUAAUAAUUCUUCAGAGACAAUUUUAACAAAUAAUUAAU